AUGGAGUGUCACUUCAUGGUAAGACAAGGCAUCGUGCUAGGUCAUGUUGUUUCAAGAAAAGGAAUUGAAGUGGACAAAGCCAAGAUCAAUAUCAUCUCGACUCUACCACCCCUCUCGUCUGUUAAAGGAGUCUGGGCCAUGCCGGAUUCUAUAGAAGCUUGCAUGGAAGCUUUUACUACUUUGAAGAAGGACCUAACUUCAGCCCCUAUUAUCAUAGCUCCAAAUUGGUAUUUACCAUUUAAAAUAAUGUGUGAUGCCUCUGACUUUGCUAUUGGUGCAGUUUUAGGUCAAAAGAAGAACAAGCUUCCCCAUGUGAUUUAUUAUGCGAGUCGGGCCUUGAAUGAUGCUCAAAUCAAUUAUUCCACAACAAAGAAGGAGUUGCUUGUUGUGGUUUUUUCUUUAGAAAAAAUUCGUUCUUACCUUGUUGGUUCUAAAAUUCGAGACAAGAAGGGAUAUGAAAAUGUGGUGGCUGACCAUUUGAGCAGAAUUGUGAUUGAAGAACAAGGAGAAGCUGUACUACCCUUGAAUGAGACUUUCUCGGAUGAACAACUACAUGUUGCCCAAGUCAAAGAGCCAUGGUAUGUUGAUUUUGUUAGUUAUCUUGCUUGUGGUGUUUGUAGAAAUGAUCUAACUUAUCAGGACAAAAAGAAGUUCUUUUCCAUGGUGAAACAUUAUGUCUGGGAUGAACCUUUCUUAUUCAAACAUUGCCCAGAUCAACUCAUUAGAAGAUGUGUUCCAGAAGAAGAACAAGAACGCAUCCUUAGGAAUAGUCACGAAUUGGCUUGUGGAGGCCACUUUGGAGCUAAGAAAACUGCACUUAAAAUUUUGCAAUCAGGUUUCUUUUGGCCCACUCUAUUCAAAGAUGCACUUAAUUUUUGUGUUAAGUGUGAUAGGUGUCAAAGGAUGGGAAACAUAAGCCACAGGAACAAAAUGCCAUUGAAGAACAUACUCUUUGUGGAACUCUUCGAUGUGUGGGGUAUUAAUUUCAUGGGACCAUUCCCAUCUUCCUUUGGUUAUACCUACAUACUUGUUGCUAUUGAUUAUGUGUCUAAAUGGGUGGAAGCCAUAGCCACCAAAACCAAUGAUCAUAAGGUGGUGCUGAAGUUCUUGAGGGACAAUAUUUUCACAAGGUUUGGUACUUCAAGGGCUAUCAUUAGUGAUGGAGGCAACCAUUUAUGCAACAAGCCAUUCAAAGCACUCAUGAAGAAGUACAACAUCACCCAUCGAGUCUCUACACCAUAUCAUCCUCAAACUUCUGGUCAAGUAGAAAUAAGCAACAGAGAAAUUAAACACAUCCAAGAGAAUGUGGUGAACAAUACAAGGAAAUAUUGGGCUGCCAAGCUUAAUGAUGCAUUAUGGGCCUAUAGGACUGCAUAUAAGACUCCCAUCGGAAUGAGCCCUUAUUGUCUUGUCACCUGCCAAUGGAACUUGAACACAACACUUUUUGGGCCAUCAAGAAGUUGA
Molecule: messenger RNA, 1464 nt
Organism: Prunus armeniaca (apricot)
Lineage: Eukaryota; Viridiplantae; Streptophyta; Magnoliopsida; Rosales; Rosaceae
Source: the annotation of a GenBank genome assembly